Molecule: messenger RNA, 1435 nt
Organism: Carassius carassius (crucian carp)
Lineage: Eukaryota; Metazoa; Chordata; Actinopteri; Cypriniformes; Cyprinidae
Product: zinc finger protein 501
Exons: 3
Coding region: 312-1400 (362 amino acids)
Biological process (GO): regulation of transcription by RNA polymerase II
Molecular function (GO): DNA-binding transcription factor activity, RNA polymerase II-specific; RNA polymerase II cis-regulatory region sequence-specific DNA binding
Source: RefSeq, a predicted model, not a curated record
AUGGAUGCUGCUGAACCCCAUUGAGACGCAUUGAAGCCUAAGGACGGAUACAUUUUUACAGCACAACCAUAUAUUAAUGAUUUUAAGACGAAUCGGGAAAUGUUUGAGCUUCACACACUGUUAAAGCGCAUUUAUUAAAUCAUGCGCAGUACGGAAGGUGUUCACGACAGUGAUGACGCGUUUGAGGCAGCAAUGUGAAAUCGUAUGAUGUGAAACAAAUCCUUUGGCCCAUUUCACAGCUCAGGCUGCUAUCAUAUUCCCAUCAUCCUACAAGAGAGGAACAAACUCCAGGUGUAACAAGUGAAUGUAGAAUGUAUACUACGGUAAAGACAGAGUUUAUUAAAGAGGAGAUUGAAGACAUGAGUGAUCCAGAACCAUCCAGAAUGAAACAUGAAGAUACUGAGGAACAAACAGACUUGACACACUUAAAAGAAGAAAGUGAAGAACUGGUGGAAAUGGAGGAGAAACAUCACAAUCAGGACCCUUUCAGAACUGGAGGAACGUGUUCAGAGACUGAGAAAAAAACUCAAAGAAGCGAAGCCAAAAACUCCUUCACGUGUCCUCAGUGCAGGAAGAGUUUCACACGGAGAGACAGCCUUAAGGAGCAUCUACGAAUUCACAUGGGAGAGAAACCUUUCAGCUGCCAUCACUGCGGGAAGAGUUUCACGCGAAAAGAGAGCCUGAAGUAUCACCUGCGGAUUCACAGCGGAGAGAAACCAUACACCUGCCAUCAGUGCGGAAAGAGCUUCACCUUCAAAAACAACCUCAAGGUUCACCUGAGAAUCCACUCCAGGGAGAAGCUGUUCUUCUGCCCUCAGUGCGGAAAGGGCUUAACCUGUAAAAAAGGUCUUAAGAAUCACAUAAGGGUUCACUCGGGAGAGAAGCCUUUCAAAUGCCAUCACUGCGCAAAGUGUUUUAAAUGGGCGCACAGUCUCAAUAAUCAUCUGCAUUCUCAUUCUGGGGUGAAGCCUUUUAAUUGCGUUCACUGCGGAGAAGGUUUCACGUCGUCAUCCAUCCUGAAAAACCACCUGAAGGUUCACGUGAACGAGAGGCCGUAUGUGUGCUCCUUGUGCGGAAAGAGUUUCAUAUGGCCGGGCAAUUUUAAAGAGCACCAGAAAAGACACAGUGGGGAGAGAGACCACGUGUGCUUUGAGUGCGGCAAGACCUUCACAACAGCCAAACGUCUGAAGGAGCACCAGAGGAUUCACACCGGAGAGAAACCCUACAAGUGCACGCUCUGUGACAAGAGCUUCACUCAGUCUGGAUCGCUGAAGGUUCACGAGCGAGUUCACACUGGAGAGAAACCAUAUCACUGCCCUUCAUGUGGGAGGAGUUUCUCACAGCUAACCAAUCUUAUUACUCAUAUUAAAAAACACUGCAAGAAAUCAUCACGCUCUUAAAGAUGAACAUGCUUUGAGAUGCCGUAGAAGAACUU